AUGGCUUCUUUAGAGAUUUCACAGGCUGCCAAGGACAAGGUGAGAAAUUCAGUGCACACUGGUCUUAUUGUAUAUGUGUGUAUUUGUGUACCUGUGAGUAUACACAUUGUGUGCAGGUAGACAAAUGCUUGCUGCUGACACUCUGCCUGCUGUAAGCUCUGGGUGCUCAACUAUAAAAUGUGAUUAAAUUAUUAGUUUUAUACUGUGAUGUUGUGUCCUUAAUUGUUUAUUUGCUAAACAGUUAACUGUGAUGAACAUGAACUCAAAAACAAAAACCAAACUAUUUUGCUAAGUUGAAAAAAUAUAUAUAUAUAAUUGCAUAGGGUUUCCUAAUUUGGCUGCUAUGCUUAAAAUUGAACAAAUUUGUCAACUCCCCACAAUUCACAGUUUAAUCAAUAAUCCCUUAUUUAAUGCAAAAUUGUUCCUCUUAUAUGCUGACUGUAACGAUGUUGCCAUGUCGUAAUGCAUGACUAAGGGUGAGGCCUACCAUUUCAUUUUGCAUUAUUGGAGUUUACGUUUUGAUAUAGUGAAAUAUCACUGAAAUUUGUUUCUAAAUUAGGACAUAUAUUUGAAAGGAACUUGCCCAAAUGUCUCGCCAUGAAACCACCAUGCAAAUAGUUAUAAUUAGACCUAAUGUUAAAAUAUAUUUCACUUUCUAAGUCGCCCAUUGUGUUGCAGGCAUCAAACAAGUAUUGUUGGGGUUUAUUCACUAAAUUGUGGUAAGUGACUUGCAAAAUGUAGGACGAAAUAGCAGACAUGGCUUAUUUAGACAUUUUGUUAUUAAACAAUCUUUUUAUUAAUUUGCAUUUCCUAAAAGUUAUUUUAUUAUUUUGAGGCACUCAUUACUGUAUAUUUUUGUAUAAUGUUGUAGAGUUGAACCAUCCAGAAAUGGAUACAUGUGUACUGUAUUUAUUGCUUCGUUUUAUAAAACUAGAAAUGAAAGUUGUUUUGUAUCUCGCAUGGCUGGAAAACACGUAGGUGGGAAAUAUGACCCUGAAAGUAAACUAUAAUGUAAUGCAGUUCAGACAGCCCAGCAGUCAGAAUAUCGGGAUUAAAUAACAUUUUGUAAACCAUAUUAAAAAUGAACUAUCAGAGAGGAUCAUGUGCAGCCUGUAUUGUACAGUGUUCAGACCUAAUCUACUCUUUUAAAGGGACACUACUACCAACAAGCAUAAUACAGUUGUUUCUUCAUGUAAUAGUAAAUAGUUUAAAUUAUUAUCGGUAUUUAUAUAGCACCAUCUUAUUCCGCAGAUCUUUAUAAUAUUAUGAAAGGGGGAAAAUUAACAAUAAAUGAGACCUCUACAAAAUGUUACAGGAGCAAUAGGUAGAUGGGAGAAUUACAGUAGUCCAUGCGGGAGAUUACCAGAGCAUGAACAAGCUCCUUGGCAGCAUCUUGCGUGAGAAAGGGGCAGAUGUGGGCAAUGUUUCUUAGGUGAAAUCGACAGGUUUUUGCAAUAUACUAGAUAUGAGGUACAAAGGUUAGGCCAGCAUCAAAGAAAACACCAAGACAACAAGCUUGCAAGGAUGGACUGAUGCAAGUGCAAUCAACUUCCAGAGAAGGAUCAGCAUUUUGAGAAGUAAAGUUAAGAAGCUCAGUUUAAGAGUGAUUGAGUUUCAGAAAGCAGGAGGACAUCCAUGCAGAGAUUGAAGAAAGGCAAGCUUUGACACGUUGUAGGACAGCAGGGGAAAAAAUCCGGGGAGGAGAGAUAUAUCUGGGUGUCAUUGGCGUACAGGUGGUAGCGGAAUCCAAAGGAAUUAAUGAGUUUGCCGAGAGAUGCAGUAUAAAGAGAGAACAAAAGAACAGAUCCUUGGUUGACUCCAACAGAGGCAGGAUGAGGGGAGGAGGUUUUAUUGGAAAAGGAGACACUGAACAACCAUUGAGAGAGAUAGGAGGAGAACCAUAACAAGUGGCAGAGAGGUCAAGAAGAAUUAAUAUGGAGUAGUGGCCUAAAACAUUGACUGGUUUUGGUUGAUAGGGUGGUGUUUAAUGAUGUCACAAAGUGAUAUAACCAAUUUAGGCUGCACCUGUAUAUUGGGCACAUUUUAUUUUUUAUUACAGCUCUGUAAUGUAUAAGCAUCCUUAUUUAAUGUGGAUCUGUCAUUUUCGGAAUUACAUCUCCGGUUAGCGUCCAGUAGCUGCGUGGUGCAGUGGAAGGUACGUAUACCGACCUGAAGCUGUCUCUCGCGGCCACCACCAUCUUCUUAGAGGUCUUUGGCUCCUGGCUCUUCAUUUGGCAGGAGCCGUGCCAGCGCUGUAGAUGAUGGUCUAUGGAGCAUCUAGGAAGUCCCAGGAGCCUACACAGAUGACGUCUUGGGAUGAGUGAGACCAUGCUUGAAUUCCACAGCCAUCACUUUUGAUGGCACAACUCCACCUUUGGUCAACCUCAGGCUAAUUUGCCUUAAGGUAGCUUGGAAUUGCAUUGGAAUUUCAAUAAAAUUCCAACUCAAUAAGCAUUUCGUGAAGAUUAUAUCCUUAUAAAAUAUUGGGACGUGACAGAGCUGCUUUAAAACAACAUGUUACAUGACCACUGCUGGAGAGAGAGAGGGUGUUGCUAAAUGUGGCUAUUUUAUUUUAACCAUCAUGAUAAAUGCCACAGUAACAGAUAUUCACAACAUGAUUCAACAGUAGUAUAAUAUUAACAUAUCAUUAUAAACCAUUUUUCUCUUUCUUACAGGUAGAUGGAUUUCAGAAACAGUUCUGCUUGGAGGUGAGUACUUGUCUAAGGGAAUUAAUCCCUUCUUGUAAAUCGAUAGUAUGUACAUCUCUUUAUACAAACAAAGGCUCAUAUAAAAAUGAAAGCACACAUCCGUACAUACUAGUGUUGGAGGAAAGAUGAGACGGAGGGGAUAUGACAGAAACAAGAAACAAGGGAAUCAACACAGUAAAGGAGGAGACUAUAUUUAAAAGAAGAAAAACUAUCACAACAAGAGGACAUGGUCUUAAAUUAGAGGGACAAAGGUUUAAAAAUAAUAUCAGGAAGUAUUACUUUACUGAGAGGGUGGUGGAUGCAUGGAAUAGCCUUCCAGCUGAAGUGGUAGAGGUUAACACAGUAAAGGAGUUUAAGCAUGUGUGGGAUAGGCAUAAGGCUAUCCUAACUAUAAGAUAAGACUAGGGACUAAUGAAAGUUUUUAGAAAAUUGGGCAGACUAGAUGGGCCGAAUGGUUCUUAUCUGCCGUCACAUGUUCCUAUAUGUUUCAGUGAGAAUGCUGAUGCGAUAACUCAUUGGAUAAUUCUUCCACCUAUUAUUUAAAAUCCAUUAUUUUGUCCUUCCAAUUUCAAUGAAAUAAAUAACCUUCAAAAUAUGGGGUUAUAAGGACAUCUACCUACCAAGUCUUGAUCAUUAACUGAAUCUAAAUGAAAUGUUACUAGAUGAAUAAGUUGAUUUGAUUUUAAUAACGCUUCAAUAAAUUAAAGGGACACUAUAGUCACCAAAUCAACUUUAGCUCAAUGACUUAGUUUUGGUGUAUAAAUCAUGCCUCUGAAGUCUCCCUGCUUAAUUCUUUUAGGAGUUAAAUCACUUUUGUUGCUGUUUAUGCAGCCCUCGCCACACCUCCCCUGGUUGUGACUUGCACAGCAUGCAUUAAAAAAUUGUUUCAUUUUCAAUUACAUGUUCUCUUACUUUAGAAGUUUUUAUUUCCAGCUCUGUAUAUUGAACUUGAAUCACACACAGGAGGCUCCUAGGAGGUCUAGCAAGCUAUUAGUGCAGGAGAUAAGAAUCGCAAGAAUUGCGAUUGUAACACUAUAGGGUCAGAAAUACAUGUUUUUGUUGCCAUACAAGUUAUUUUGGUGACAUAGUGUGUGUGUGUGUGUGUGCGCAUGCAUCUCAACCAACACUACACACAAACACACCUGUGCAUUUAAGCAUUAACACUACAUACAAACACACCCUACAUUCAAAGGCAAUCACUACACACAAGCACACCACUGCUUUCAAAUAGCAACAGUAUAUUAAAACACACAACCUCAUUUAAAUGCUAACAAUACUCACAAGCACACCCCUACAUUUACACACACACUUCAUACAAAAACAUGCUUGAAUUCAAAAACACAAACACGGCUCAGUGUUAAAUACAACCCUGCAAGGAUGGGAAAAUGGUAGAUCCUAUGCUGACAAAGCAUUGUGGGAGUUGUAAGACAGACGGGGAUGCACCUUUUGAUGACCCUUGCCAUAGAGGGUGGGCUACAAAAUUUUCUUGCACCAGAGUUCUCUGUACGUUAGUUCCGCCAUUGCACGUGGCCUUUGUAGUGGGUGUAAUAAAGCCAUAUUGAAUGCAAAGAAGACAUUGUAUUUUAUUUUGUUGUGCCCAGAGCCAGUGACUUUUAUCAGUCUCUAAAAAUGAAACAGCUGUUUAAACUGGCUUCAGAAGUGCAACUGAUUCUAUUAAAAAAAAUUGCCUCAACAUGCAGCAGCAGUGGUUAGUGGAAGAGGGGCUGAUGGCAUAAAAAUGGGCAGCAUGAUUGAUUGCAGAGAGUCAUUUCAGGACUCAUGACAUUCAUUCCACUGUAAAUCACAUUAUCAUAUCCAAUGGACUAUAUUAUAGUCUAUCAAGCAUUUGUUGUGAUAUCAUACAACGAUAAAGCUGUUAAUAAACCUCAAUAAUGCAAGCAAGUCCUAUAUAGUACAUGUGAGAUGGACCAGAGAAGGAUUAGGUUGAUUGGGUAGGCAACCUUCAGCACUCCAGAUCUUGUGGACUACAUCUCCCAUAUUGCUGGCAAAGCAUAAGUGGAGUUGGAGUGCCAAAGUCUGCCUACCCCUGCACUAUGGCUUACUAGACAGAACCAAGAUAGCCUGUCUACCCCAGGCACACCAUACACAACCCUAUGCUCUUGAUGUUACUAUUUCCCACACCUAAUGGAGAGGGAUUUAGAGUCUGUAACUCAUGUGGUACAUACUACUUUAUGUGGUAGCAGUGCAGUGGGAUCACCUCCUUCUAGAAUAGAACAUUUAAUGUUAUCAAUUCCUUAUUUUAAAAUUACACCACUUUGUGAUCCAAUAUAAUUCCGCUAAAAGCGACAAGCUCUCAUGACCAUAACAAGCUUUCAAACUAGCCCCUAGGAUAUUUACUGUGAUCUGUAUCUGUUUUGCAAGGAACUGAAGAGGAUCUGCAUCUUUCUUCUCAAAAUUUGCUUUAUACAUCUUUACGAUAAUACCAUACACUUUGGGAAGACCUGGGAUCCUCGAACAACCUUUUUCCUAUUCAUUCUACCAAUAUCAUUUUUUGCUCACUCCCUGACUCCUAAGUUUCCCUCUUAUGUCCAUAUUGUUACUCCCUACCUGUUCGUGACGGACCACCUGGCACUCCGACCGACUGCCUCCACCAAUCGAUGCUCCUAGUGGUCACCAAGGAAUUCCAGCACUCCACCAGACACCAUAAGCACUGCAGACCCCACUUCCAGUGAUGCAGCUGCGCCAGGGUCUCGGCGUCCUUCACAGUGGGCAGACCUCUGCUACUCCCAGAGAGCGUAGCAGGAACAGCUCUUAUAAGAGCUAGUGAUUAUAAUUCAUGGGGAGUAUAGUGAUCUAGCAAUCCUAUGUUGAGGGUAAGCACGAACAGAAUUUUAAUGGAGGCACACUGGCCUUUUACGCAAGUUUCCCAACAAGGGUGACACCCAGGGACACAAAGUGAAUAAACCAAUAAAAAGUCAUACAGUGAGACACUCCCAUACACAAACAAUAGAAUCCCUCCUCUGUGCUUGGGAGAUAAUUGAAUCAGGAACUGUACUAAUCUAACCCAAUUAUCUCCAAGCACAGAAAAACCAUAACAUUUUAUGAAACUCCAAAAAGUACCUUAAAAACACAUAAACCCCCAUAAAGUUACCUCCUCUGAUAGCCCCGAUCUGGGUGAACAACAUAUUCAAAAAUCACCCAGAUCGGUUCAGGGGUUCAGGAAUUUCCUGGAAGUUAUAGUUUUGACCGACCGUGCACAUGGUCCUAUGCCCAAAACAGUUCCAGGGAAUUCAGUGUUAACAGUCGGUCAAGUUCGGCAGUCUUUUACCGGUUUCCUUGCAGGGCCCAUAGUCUGUGGGCAGGAGGCUGGCAAGCAGGCCCCUCCACGUACAAGUGGCGAGGUUACUUUCGCCACACUGUUCUUAUCAGGGCAAUCUUGUUUCUUUUGUCAAACGGUUGAUUGUUCACAACUACUCAUAAAGUCUUUCAUCUGUGAGGGCUUAGCUUAAGCUGAUUAACACUGACAUAAACCCAUGAUCCCUUUUGCAUUGUACAUCUAAGCUAAAAUUUUCCCUGUUAAUAUUUUAACCUGCUAUCAUGCAUUACUUAUAAUGAUUGUAUGAACAUUGCUUGAAAAAUGGAAAACCAUCCCUAAUGAACAUAUAUUUUAAAAUAAAAGUAGAUUCACUGCACAUUAAUGUGUCAUAUUUCUUCUUUUACCCACAGGCCAAUAAGCUGGUGUCAUCUGGGUUCCCAAAUAAGAUUUCUGAGUUGGACCAGUUCCUGAGUGUAAGUGGAAGUAUGAGCAUGUACUGCAAGAGAAGGGGAACGAUUUUUUGUAAUCAAUAACUACCUAAUUCCCUAAAUGCAUACACUGACCAGGUACAUACAUUUUUCUCUCUCUAGUAGUUAAGCAGGGGCCUGCCUUUGCCUUCCCAUCAGGACAACAAUUAAAGUCCUGUAGAAUUGUCACUAACCCACGCUGGGGCUUCCUUGUUAAUUUAGUGCUGCUAAAAAAAGGUCAACAGAGUUUUGAUUCUAAUGAAUCCUGCUUAUCCAAUGAAUCCUGCUUAGAUAUUUUGUAUGAAAAAAGAAAAAUUGCACAUCGCUCAUAAAAUGCAGGCCUUACAAGGCUUGUAUGAUCUUUUUCUUUUGAUCGUAUUUAGGUUACAUUGUUUAUUCUUCAGGUCAUGUUUAGUUAUUAUUAUUGAUACUGUUGUCUUUCCAGGUAUCUAUUCUCUACAUUUCAUGUGAGAUGUGCAAUUUUUCUUUUUUCAUAUUGUAAUAUAUAGGGAUAGGCCCUGGGACAUUUUAUGGAAUGUCCCACUGGUGUAUGGAUUCAGUGGCUUGAGAGAAUCAUGUUUUUGGCGGUAUCUCUUUCCCCUGCUUCCGCUUCUUUGUUCUAUAGAUAUUUUGUAUGCCUGAUUAGGAUAAUUAGGAUGCAUCCCCAUAGGAUGUCCCAGGCAGGAUGUAUGAAAAUGUAGUGUUGGAAAUCCUGGUUUUGUCAAAACACUUGACAACCACUAUAAGAAGUUUGGAUAGCCCUUUAAACUUUGUCUCCCCUACCUCUGCUUGAAUUAACCCCUUAAGGACACAUGACAUGUGUGACAUGUCAUGAUUCCCUUUUAUUCCAGAAGUUUGGUCCUUAAGGGGUUAAAAGACUAAACAAAACACUACUGAAGUUAAUGUAAACAGUACAUUAUGAUGUAUAUGUAAGUUCAUUUAAACUGGUGCUUUGUGAAUAUUGUUUAUUGUAUACUUUGUAUAGAGGGCUUGGAUGCAAAAAGCUAUAAUUUUAAUCCAAAUACUGAAGGCAUCCGGCUGAUUGAUCAGAUUCGGUCGGAUUAGCCGAAUUCUCACUGGAAUAAGGCGGAAUUUUGUAUUUUCACUAUAUUUGGUCCAUUUAACAAAAUCUGGUGUUUAGUUAAUUACCCUGUCAAUACCAUAGCUCUAAAAAUAAAACCGCAAUGGUAAAUUUUGAACCACUAGACUGAAAUUAACAACUGAACUUGCAGUUGUGAAACAGAUAUAGCUCUCCUUAACCUAGCAGCUAUACAGCAUGGAAAAUAUUGACAACGUGACCUCACUGGACUUAGAGUGCGCAUCCAAGUGGGCAGUCUUUCAGUGGCGGCAUGGGAAUACGCACGUUAAUCAGACAACAGAGUUAGCAGCCAUGCCAACCGUAUCAGAACAGCUGAAGAUUAAGAUAAAAAUUCUUGGGGGGCUCCCAAUAUACCAAUUCCAAUAGAAGACCAUUCAUCAAAAAUAUAUUCCUAGCCUGGGGCUGUUCUGUGAAAGACAAUCAGUGAUUAAUCUGGGAUAGUGUUCUGUUAAACAAUAUUGUAGUAAACCUCUGUAUGUCACAUGUAAUAACACUGCAAGAAUGUUGUAGGUUUGACAUAUCAACAAUAUAUAUAUAUAUAUAUAUAUAUAUAUAUAUAUAUAUAUAUAUAUAUAUAUAUAUAUAUAUAGUCUGAAGUUACCAUUAAAAUAAGUCAAUUUUUUACUGACCUUUUAAAUAUUUCUAAGGUGAUCAUAUUUUCUUUUUGAUGUAAAAUGUUUCCCAGAAAUCUAUUGUGUAAUCAUAGCUGUCUCUUUUAUUUUGAAACUUUGCUGAUUCAACUAAUCUUCCUUUACUGUUUAAUAAAUAAAACCCAUGAGAGACUCUACAUUUUGAAGAGACUCUCUAUUUUUUUUCUGAAGUUAUAUAUAUAUUUUUUCUUCCUUAGUCUCCAGAACUGAAUGUUUCUGAUCUGACAACACUGCGUGCUGAACUGGAUAUCCCAAUACCAGAUCCAGAAAAAGAGAAGCAGAAGGAGAAGGAGGUGAUUAUACACCUAGUGUACGCCUUACAGAGAGAGCACCACAAGUAGACAUCCCAGCAUGUAGAAAAGAUCUGACUGAACUUCCCAUAGCAAAAACACUGUGAGGGUUAUUCACUAAAAGGAGUGUUGUGAAUGCACACUCAGUUGUUCACUAAAGUGAAUAACCACACAGUGAUUAACUGCAUAACAUUGAACUCAUUUACUAAAAGCAGCCAAAGUUCUAUGCUGCAACUCUGCAAAUAUACAACACAGUGCUAGUUUCAAUACCUUACUAGAAGUGAGCAGGGUACCCCACUGACUACAUUGGAAACACAGGUUUUCAGCUUAGUAUAGCUUCUUGAUAACGUUACAUUUUUUCUAAGUUCACUUAAAUGCACAGCUCUCUAUGUACCAUAUUUAAAGGGACACUAAAGUCACUCGGACCAUUCACCUCAUUGAAGUGGUCUGGGUGCAGUGUCCCUGUCCACUUUAAUCCUGCAAUGUAGAACAUUGUAGUUUUUGAGAAACUGCAAUGAUUACUUUGCAGGACUAAGACUGCCUCUAGCGACUGCCUAUCAGACAGCCACUAGAGGUGCUUCCUGGAUUCUAACAGAGUUUGGCUCUGUUAAAUGACGUCAAUGUCAUCCAGUGUCCUUAAAACACCAUAGUUAAGUAUUAAGGCAAUGAUUUCCUAUGAGGAGGGCCUAAUGGGCAUGCGGUGCUCGGUGCACAUGCACAUUUACCCGUCGCAUGAUGUCGAAGGAGGAACUGUAAUACGGUUAAGUGAUUAAAGUUUGGUUGUUUUUUUUUUUUUUUUUUAAACCCUUUAUGUGCCGGCGGGGUGGGGGGCAUGAAGGGGAGGUGGCAGAGUGCAGUAUAGUGUUAGGUAUACAGUUUUGAAUUCCUAACACUAUAGAAUCCCUUUAAUGAAGGUAAACUAAAGCAUCUCUAGGGCAAAGUAAUACAUUUGGAGAACUCACUCCAUUGGAUUCUGUGCAUUCGUUUCACUGAUGUGUUGGUAUGAUAUUUAACUGUCGUACAGUGCACAUAUUAACAUAUUAACAACCAACUAAACUUGCGGAUCUCAGUCACAUUUUCUAAGGUUUUUUUAACUUCCCAUUCAUUUAAGGUUGUUUGUUUUUAUUGUCCGUUAGGGAAACAAAACUGAGGGCUCGUAGGAUCCGUAAAAUUUCAAGAAGGUCCCACAAGGGUCCCAAUACAUAUAUAUUGCCAGUGCGUGCAACCGCGUUUCAAUAUCAGAUAUUGCACGCGAUUGCAUCCUGUAGGGUAAAACAGUGUGACCCCAGCCGCUCAGCUCCCGUGUAAGGCAGGCAGGUGCGCCUUGGUGUGGCCACUCUCUGAAGGAGAAGCGGGAAUGAGAGGUAGGGCAAGGGAAGAAUGUGGUAGUAGAGCGAGUGCAGGUCAGCCCACCUGUCUCUCGGUGUCUCCUACUGGGAAUCUUCCGGGCCCUCCCCCCGUGGCUGCGACAAGCCACCCUCCUCCACCAGAUGACUGGUCUGGAACUACUCCGUGACCGCACCAGCCAGGGUUCCCAUAUGUCCAUGUGUGUCUGUGCUCGGUCUUGGGCUGCAUACCGCAGCUCCUCCAUAACCCGUAGCUCUUCCAUUUUAGUAUACCAAAGGGUCAGCGGUGGGGCUGUGUCCUUUUUCCAGUACAAGGGUAUUAUGUUUUGCAACAUUAAGGAUGCGAAUGGUCAGGGAGCAUUUGUAGUGGAACGUGGGGGAUGUUGUGUGGUGUAGAAGAUAGAGGGCUUGCUGGAAGAGUGGCAUAUUAUCUGUGAACGGGCCACUGUGGAGGCUAUUUUUUCCCAGAACGGUACUAUGAUCGCGCAUUCGCACCAGAUGUGCAAGAAGGAUCCCACCUCCCCCCUGCACCUUCAGCAAAGGCCAUCGGUAUCCAUGUGCAUUCUCUGCAGGCGUUCCCGUGUCAAGUACCAUUGCAUGAGAACUUUAUAGGCUGUUUCAGGGGUUUUACUGGCUAUUGCGCAAUGGUGCACCAGAUCGCAUAUCUUAUGCCAUUUGUUCUCCGUGAAUGUUUCCCUGAUGGCCGUUUCCCAUUUGGACAUGAAAGGGCAUGGGGGGAGUCCCUGCCGCUGUUGUAUCAUCGAAUAUAAGCAGGAGAUGCUAUGGGGCAUGGGGUCCAGUUCCUGACAUAGUUGUUCAAAUGGUGUGAGGUCUCUAUAGAGAUCAGGGCGUUGAGGAAUCGCGGUGACAUGGUUCUUGAUUAGAGUGUAUCUAAAGUUAGUCAUGAAGGUGUGGGUGGGUGUGCCUGUGAGUGUGUGCAGGGGCAGAAUUUUCCCAGUGGCAGUAAUGUAUUGUGGAAGGACGCAGCAAAGGUUUCCUGGUCUUAUCCCUGGCUCAGAGUCAGGGUUGUACACCAAGGGCAAUAGUGGGGAUGGGAAGGAGGACAGACGUAGUUUCCUCGCUUGUGAGUGCCAUAUAGACAUAGUGGCUAUAAUAAAUGGUUGUUGGGAGACCAGUCGCCUGCCUACAGUGGGAUCAAGCCACAGGAUGGCGGAGAGUGGUCUGCCUGCGUGAUGUGCUUCGAUGGCCUUCAAGGGUUUAUGUACCCCCUCCUUAGCCCGUUGCAUAUGGCAUGCUAAGUAGUUUAGUUUGAGAUCUGGGACGGCCAGACCCCCUGCUGUUUUGGGGAGUGUAAGUUGUGAGUAUUUGAGUCUGGAUUUAGUGCCCUUCCAGAUUAAAUUAAUGAGGAGGGUUCGGAUUUACAUGAAAAAGGUGGUGGGGAGUGGAAUUGGUAAUGUCUGAAACAAAUAGAGUACCCAUGGGAGGAUGUUCAUUUUGGUGAUGGUCACCCUACCGAGCCAUGAAAAGUGGGGUGUUCUUCCGUAUAACCCCUAACAUUGGGACAAAGUUAGUUUGGGAUAGUUUGGUCAGGUUGGCCGUAAGCCUCACUCCCAGGUAUUUAAUAGUGGUGUCCUGCAAUUGAAAUGGGAAGCUUUGUCGGAUCUGAUCCGCCCUCCCCUGGGGGUUGCCAAUGUUGAGGAUAGAGGAUUUGGCGUAGUUGAUCUUUAGGUUUGCGAUUUGGCCUUUUCUCUUAAACUCUGCCAUGAUGUUUGGGGGAGAAAUUUCUAGACUGGUGACAAAGAAGAGCAUAUCAUCCGCAUAUGCUGCAACUUUGUGAUGGUCUGCCCCUGCCACUACCCCUGUAAUAUCUGUGUUGUCCCUAACUUCCUGUAAGAAUGGUGCGAGGGCCAGGAUGAAGAGCAUCGGCGAUUUUCUGAUCGGGAACGUGUCAGUGUAGACCCCGUUUGUGCACACUCUGGCCGUGGCGGCUGAUGUGUUGGUAUAACUCUGACCAACAUAGCUACAUUUUUAGAAUUAUUACUCCUUAAUUACUAGUAAUACGUUUCAGGAUGAAAUACAGAAACUUAUAAUAAUUUCAAGGGAACAAUGAAAUAUAAUACUUAAAUAGUAAAUAUUAUGAUAAACAUUUACCUUUUCUGUUAUUAAUUUAUUGUUUUAGACAGAAGGAAAGACUUCUUUCUUUCACAUUAGUAAAGAACCUGCAGAUCAGUGACUAUCCCCUUCUAACCCAUGUACCAAUAUGUUGCUUUUAUUUAUUCUGUAGAAAAAAGAAAAAGGCGAAAAAGACGAGAAAAAGAAAGAGGACGAAGAGGACAAAGGUAAAGCAUUUUCCCAUUUUCUUCUAUUUGCAAAGUACCAUCUCUCUCUUGAGAAGAUACUUGUUUGCAACAGCCAUUGCCAGCAAAAUGGCAAAAGUUGAUGGUGGGAGCUACACUGUUUGUCAAGCCUGGCUAGUAUUGCCCUAACACAACCUAGUAACUGCAUUAUCUCAUUAUAUAUUUUGAUUGUGUUGCCAAUUUAUUUAAAUUCAGUUCCAACACAGUCAAGAUAUGGGUGUUUAUUUAGAUUUUAUAUUUCUGAAAUACUCCGAACUGACAUAGCAGCUUUAAUGGUACACAAAAAAGAAUAUUCAUAUAUACAAUAUGUCAUUACAUCAUGUGCAAGAUAGUUGAUGGUGGAUCAGACUUUUCAGGAAAAGUUAUUUAUUGAGAUUUUUUUUUUCCUGAAAGAAAAACUGUCAACACUCCUGGAUUUGUACACCUGACAUUUAAAUGAUCCUUGUUGGCAGUCUAAAAGACGACUGCUAUUAUUUGCCCAGCAGUAAAAGUCUACCACAGUUUCUAAAAAAACUACCAAAAUGUUAUAGUUCCCCUUAGUGACACCUCCCCACUGUCAAGCAGACAUCUAGGAGGAUUUUAAUUCGCUUUGAAAUGUACUUAAAUAUUGGUUUCUAUUCUUCUCUAUGAGAAGCAUUGCUGAAUGUUUUGUACCAAUGCUUCUCUAUGAGAAACAUCUCAUUCAGUAAUGAUGACUUCCCAGGAGGAGAAUUAGAGAGCUACAAUGUGGAGACUGUCGGAGCUGGAAUAAGGAUGCAUUUAAUUGAUUUUAACACUUUUAGUUUCAAAAUGGGGGCGGGGGGGUUACAGGAUAGUAAUCUAAAGUUUAACUGACAGCAAUUCGGGAGAAAACAUUGCAGUAGCUGACUGUUUUUCUGGACAGGAAAAGUAUUUUUCUAAUUUGUUUUGUGUACAGGUCCCCCCUGUGGUCCCAUUGCCUGCAACGAGAAAAUUGCUAGUCUGCAGAAGAAAAUCAGAAGUGAAAUCCAAGAUGCAAAAGAAAACCUGAAUGUGGUAAGAGCAACACGUUGGGGACAGAGAGCAGUAGAACAUAAUGGAAUAAUAGGAGAGGAAGAAUAAUAUUGAUCGGCUCCCUGAGAUCGAGGUUCAUAGGAAUAUUAAAUGAGAAGCACAGAAUGACUUAUAGUACUAAUGUAUUUGUGCUUUCUGUCUCUGUUAGGUCUCUCUUUGGCUGCAGCUUCAGAUUCCUCAGAUUGAAGAUGGGAAUAACUUCGGUGUUGCUGUUCAGGUAACUAGUUACACCGAUCACUGAUAUUUGUUUCAUAUUAUUAGAUUGUCAGCAAUUUUUCCUUGAAGGGAUGUGAGUACAUUACGCACAAGAUAAUAAAUGUAGGUUCAGCACAGUUAUACAUAUUGUCAAGUUGGUCUAUAAAUGUGAAAGUAUUGUGUCUUGCCCCUUAUGCCUAUAAGCAUGAUGCAAAAAGCUAUGGAUCUUAUGGUAGAAUCUGAUAUGAUUUGAAAAGAGUAAUAGAGUUUGGAUAAAUAUAUGGCACAGCAUAUAACCAUUGAUUUCAUUUCCCUAACCUGUUUGGAUAGGUACCAGUUAGUAUAUGCGAAAGUGGCUUUUAUUUUCAUUUAUAAAUCUGGACUAAUGGGUUGUAUGUAUUUUUCCAAAAUAUGUUCUGUAAAUUCAUAUUUAUGAACAGAUGAUGUUCACCAGCCAAUCUGGAAAUACACAAUACAGUUUGUUCUGGAAUAUGCAGUGCAUGAUUGUAUAAACACUGGUGUAAAAUUGCAUUAGAAACUACUAUCAGAGCAAUCUGUAACAGCUCGUUACUCCUUUUACGAUGAUAUUGUUCAUGUGUUCAUGAUAGCUGUUGUUGGAGACGGGAGCUAUUUUAAAGACGAUAUUCAAAGUGUUGUUUUAUAUUAUUUUGUCUGAUUCAUUUUUAUUUCCAGGAAAAGGUGUUUGAACUGAUGACAAACCUGAGAACCAAGUUAGAUGCUUCACAAACUCAGAUAGCAAAGUAAGUCUAAUCUCUAGCGCAGCAGCCUCGUCUGGCUCUUUCUUUGUUCUAAAGCAGUCAUGUCCAAAGUACGGCCCGCGAGCCAAUUGCGGCCUGCGUUCCGGUUUAAUACAGUCCCACAGGUUAUUUGGCUAAUCCUAUCUGUUGUGGCCCCCAGUGAAUCCCAGAGUGCUGCUCAGGAUCCCUGGAUCUUUGAACGUCGCAGUCCUGAGCGGCACGCAGGGAUUCACUGGGGGCCAAUAGAUCGUGAGAACGCAGAUGGACGUGCAGUCACUGCUCGUCCUCAGUCUGAGUUCUCGCAAUCUCUUGGACACUGACGUAGCGAGAUUUGGUUCCUUCUCCCUGGAGGCAGUGAAUGAAGGGGCAGCGAAUGAAGGGGCAGAAUAAAAGAGAGAAGGGGCAGAGAAUAAAGGGGCAGAAUAAAAGAGAGAAGGGGCAGAGAAUGAAGGGGCAGAAUAAAAGAGAGAAGAGGCAGAGAAUGAAGGGACAGAAUAAAAGCGAGGAGUGACAGAAUGAAGGGGCAGAAUAAAAGCGAGGAGGGACAGAAUAAAGGGGCAGAAUAAAAGCGAGGAGGGACAGAAUUAAGAGAGAAAGAAUAAAGAGAUGAAAUGAAAAGUAUGCCGCUUGCAAAUUUUUUUGCAUAAUUGCAUUUAAUUUAAUUUGCAUUUUGCAUUUUAAUUUUAAUGGUUCAAAGAAUGUCAGGCAAAAUGGUCGGCCCUCACGCAUGUUCACUUCAUCAAAUCUGGCCCUCUUUGAAAAAGGUUUGGACACACCUGUUCUAAGGGAACAGAGAUUAAUUUUUAUAGGUUUCUACAACUGUCCUGUUUCAAUGUAGCCAUUUCAACCUGACUGAUGUUAAAUGCUAUUUUAUGGUUAAGAUUAAAAGUAUUGUAAUGUUAUUGCAUAACCUGUGAAAUACUGCUUACACCACAAUAGAAAAAGAUUGACAAAAAAAGAUUAAAAAUCAGAAAUUAGGAUUUGAGUAAAGCAUUAGUGAAAUAAGUUAUGUUUAGCGACUCUUGUGAAGACUGUGGUUGAUAAAUAGGUAAAAGCAUUAGUAAUCGAGAUUAAGGUAAAUGGUGGUGAUGAAAAAAGUUAAAACUCUUUGUCAAGUUAGCAGUUCAUCAAGCUUACUAUUUCAGUGUAUGCAGGCCUCACUAAUUCUGAAUGUUAUGGCAGUGCAGAUAUUUCAAUUACAUUAAUCAUAUGUAUUUUAUAGGUAUCUUUCUGAUCGAGGUGAUGCAGUGGCCAAGGCAGCAAAAACUCCUCAUGUGGUAAGAGAUAUAUUUUUACUUCAUAACACCAUCUAAAUUCCUAAAUUUUGUAUGAACCUUGACUAAAGUGCUUCCCCCUCUUUCCCAGGGAGAUUACCGUGCUCUUGUUCACCAGUUGGAUGAAGCCCAGUAUUCUGAGCUACGCAUUACAGCUUUGGAGAUAAGGAACUUCUAUGUGAGUACUGCCGGAAGAGAGAGCCAUCCAUAUUGCUGAUGCAGGAUGGCUAGCCUAGCUAUAGUCUAGUUAGGGGUAGGCAACCGUUGGAGCUCCAGAUAUGGAAAACGCAUCUUUGUAUUUUUAAAAUGUAGAAGUAAUAUUUGUUACUCCCCUUGUUUCCAGCAAUGAGACACUGUUGUGCAGCCGCUACCUUCUUUGUCUGUAAGCAUGUUGACGUCUUCCAAUCCAAGGCUUCUAAUAGAGAAGCAGUAUGGAUGACGAGCAUAUGCUCGGCAAACUGCCACACUUCUCCAAUCAACUUAUCUUAACCUCUUAAUGACCACGGAUGUAUGAGGUACGUCCGUCAAAAUAACGGUCCUUAAGAACCGCAAGCGAUCACUUCCGGGUUGCCGCACGUGGCGCCCGGCAAUGUAGUGCAGAGCAUCGGAAGCCUUCAGGCAGGCUUCCGAUACGCUGCCUGUACUGAGUGCCUCAAGGGGUCAAAGCACUUAGUAAAUAAAAAAAAAAUUUAAAAAAAGUAAAAUAAUUAACCCCUACCUUUCCUCCCCAUGUACUUACCGAUCGCCGCCGUUCCCCCGCCGGCGAUCGGUCUUCUCCUGAGGGGGACUAUAUCGCUCUAAAAGAGCGGUCACAUGGCCGCCAUAGGUGUUCGCAGUGCUGCUAGCAGCGGGACUGCCUGAACUGAUAGGUAGUCCCCCUGCUGGUGCAAAAAGUAAAAAAAAAUAUAAAAAAAAUAUAUAUGACAUCAUACUAAGUGUAUUUUAAUAUACAUAUAAUACAUUAAUAUAAAAAUACACUGAGUAAAAUUACACACGUGUGUGUGUGUGUGUGUGUGUGUGUGUGUAUAUAUAUAUAUAUAUAUAUAUAUAUAUAUAUAUAUAUAAUUUGUGUAUAUAUAUAUAUAUUAUAAAAAACAAUUAAAAAUAAACUGUAAAAAUAAUUUUAAAAAAUUUAUAUAUAUAUAAUAUACAUUUUAUGCUAUAUUUAUAAAUAUUUAUAUCAAAAUACACUUAGAAUCAAUAUAUAUAUAUAUAUAUAUAUAUAUAUAUAUAUAUAUAUAUAUAUAUAUAUAUAUAUAUAUAUAUAUAUAUAUAUAUAUGUAUAUGUGUGUGUGUAUGUAUAUUCCCUUAACGACCAUGGACAUACUAGGUACGUCCUAUAAAAAACGGUCGUUAAGGACCACAGACUUACCUAAUAGGACCAAAAUAGGAGCCCUGGACCGACUAUCACGGUCGGGGGGACUCCCGGAGACCCUAGCAGUCCCCCUGCAGCAGCUCCGGCCACCCCAGCCCUCCAGGGUCAUGUGAUCAUCAAUAUCACAUCGGUGCAAUAGGACUCUAGGAGCUGCCUGCAGGAGGACUGUCUGAGCUGUCAGGUAGUUCCCCCAGGCUGCUAUAAAGUAAAAGAAAUAAAAAUUUUUAUAUAUAUAUAUUAUAUACACACACACACAAUACGAUGGGAGUUUUGCACUCCAGAUCUUGGCCCGGUGCUCAGCUGCACACAAAUACAGUCUCCAAAAAGAAAGCCAGCACUCAAGGACUUCAGCAUGAAAAAUAGGCAUUUAAUCCAAGUGGUCAACGUUUCAGUUCACAACUGUGAACUUUCCUCAGGACACACCGGUAUUGAGAUUGAAAGCUACUACGAGGCAUGUGGUGUCAAAGUGUACAUUGCUCAAACCCCUGCCCACUCAAUACCACUGUAGCUACCUGCCUGUUUUUAAAAUAUGUAAAAUUGUCUCCCACUAAUGCAGACCAAGUAUAAUGUGUGUCCUUAUGUCUGCUACAGUUUUCUGUAUGCUGUAUUAAUGUAGUUAGCUUUGCUAGACCUCGCAUAUUUUUGUAGGGCCCUUAUUGAUUGCUCCUUCUGUUAGAUAGAGCUGGAAAGUUGUAUGUAGAGUUCGUGUCCCCCUUUUGUUCAAUCCAUGAACUAAUCAUAACAUACAUAAUACUAGCAUAAGAAAGGAGAUGCAUAUCUGUAAGAAUUUCCAUUUUUCUCUGUUUUAGGCUACCCUGUAUGAUAUAAUUACCAAGAAUUAUGCCAAGAUAAAGAGACCUCGGGGAGAUGCCAAACGACUUAUCUACUGA
Molecule: messenger RNA, 17679 nt
Organism: Pelobates cultripes (western spadefoot toad)
Lineage: Eukaryota; Metazoa; Chordata; Amphibia; Anura; Pelobatidae
Source: the annotation of a GenBank genome assembly